AUGGAUCAAGCCCCCCCUGCGCCUCCACCACCACUUGCGGACGAGGCUCUUGGCGCUGUGAUUCAACUUGCUCACGCUGCAUCGCGAAACGAGGACGACAACCACCACAACCACCCGACGACUGUGAAAGGCCGUACCGGCGAUAUGACAGACAACGGACGCGCUCCAAAGCACAUGCGCAUGGAGAGUGAGUCUCCCCACGGUGGCGUCGAUGCGCAGGCUCUUUCGUGGGCCCCGUCGGCCCCCCCUGCCUACCCGGGACAUGGCCUAGACCAAGGAGCCAUGCCCCUUCCGCCCCCCGAUGCCAACACCUUCGACCCUGCAGCCUAUGGCGAUGCACCGCCUGUACAGAAUGACCAAGCUCGCAUGGCUGCGCCUCCUGUCCCCCAGAGUGGCGCCCCUGAGCCACCCAAGCACCUUACGUCCGAGCAGACUGGCUUGGUCGGAGCCCGCGGCAAGACAGGCAUGACCCGAACUCUCAGUACGAGUCGCCGCGCGGAGCAGAAUCGCAAUGCUCAACGUGUGUUCCGUGAGCGCAAAAACAAGUACAUCGCGGAUCUUGAAAGCAAGGCAGCCUCGCUCGAGAGCGCUUUGCUUGCUGCGGAGGAGCACCGGCGUCGCUUUAGUGAGGCCCUAGAAACGAUUGAGAUCCUUAAGCGCGACAACGAUACGUUGCGUGUGGCGCUGCGUGCGCUGGGUGGCCACCAGGCCGUGCCGAAUGCGCCGGCACUGCCAAUCGACCGCGCCUCGCAUGCGUCAGCGCUCCUGCCCACGUUCGCCCAGCAACACGGUGGACCUGGCGGGCAUGGCCGCGGUGCAGAGCACCACGAUGGGCCACACGGCCAGAACCAGGGCCCUUCCAUGCACGAGUCAGCCGACCAGAACCAGGAUCCGGCCACGGCGGCAGCUGUGGCUGCGGCGGCGUCAGGUGGUGCACCGUACUGGCUGCUCGAGGCUGUCUCGAACGCCAACCAGCAGCAUGGGUUCCCCGUCUCUGGGCACUUUUCGUCUCAGCUUGGCGAUGGCGGCAUGCCGGCUGGUGCCGCUUCAAUGCAUGCCGCAGAUCCGAACGCCAUGCGUUCGCGCGGGGCAAUGCCGCCCCGCACUGAGGGUAUGCUCGAUCCGUCGCUGGAGCAUACAGCCCUGGGUGAUGCGUCUCGCUCGUCUGGUCGCGUCCACAAUGAGGAUGGGAAAAAUAACGAGCAGCUAGAUGCGUCGGGCAAUCCUGACAACCUAGCCUCUCUCAGCGCCGUGGCUGCUGCCGCCGCCGCCGCCGCGUCACAGAAGGUGAACCAGUAA
Messenger RNA from Malassezia sympodialis ATCC 42132, 1299 nucleotides. RefSeq names its product bZIP transcription factor. Lineage: Eukaryota; Fungi; Basidiomycota; Malasseziomycetes; Malasseziales; Malasseziaceae. Gene Ontology annotation, biological process: regulation of DNA-templated transcription. The record is from RefSeq and is a predicted model, not a curated record. Gene Ontology annotation, cellular component: RNA polymerase II transcription regulator complex. Gene Ontology annotation, molecular function: transcription cis-regulatory region binding; DNA-binding transcription activator activity, RNA polymerase II-specific.